ACACACACACUCUUCCGUCACUUCCAACCCUCCAUUCCUCAUCUGUGGUGUCUGACUCUAGAUAGAAACCCUGUGGGACAAUGGCAUCUCACAGAAACUCUAGUUUCCUCCUCAACCUCUCCCACCACCCACGAUGGACACAAGAUCCCCCAAUGAGGGAGAGAAGGAGACAAAGAAGGACAGAUGGUAUAGACACAACGAACAGUGCGACCCCCGCAUCAUCAUCUGCGGUGCUACGCUCCAGAAGCUCGUGGGGCAACUGGCUGAUGUUGCCCCUGCUGAUGGCCACCUAUCUACCAUGUGAGGCCUGGGGCGCCACUUUCAGUGUGGCCAUAAUUGGGCCCUGGACAUGUGACCCUAUGUAUUCCAAAGCCCUCCCUGACCUGGCUGCACGCCUGGCCACUGCCCGCCUCAACAUGGACCCCUACACUAAGAAAGGCUACUGGUACGACUAUACUCUCGUCAAUGAGGACUGUAAAACAUCCAAUGCCCUGGCCCGCUUCACCUCUCUCGAAAGCUAUGGCUCGGCUUUCCUCGGCCCUACUAAUCCAGGCUACUGCUCAUCGGCUGCCCUGUUUGCGAAAAACUGGAAUAAGCCCCUUAUGUCCUGGGGCUGCCUGAAACCAAACAUGGAGGAUGGACAGUAUCCCACCUUUCACAGGCCCUUGCCUCUGUCCUCCCGGGUUCUAUUUUCUGUGCUGCGGUACUUCCGCUGGGCCCAUGUGGUCAUCGUGACGUCAGAGGAUGACCUGUGGGAGGCUACGGGACAUGAGCUGGCGGCCUCUCUGAUGGCCCUGGGCCUGCCGGUUACAAAUGUGGUCACCAUGGAGCCGGACAAGGAUGGGCCCACGAAGGCCUUGAAGAGGAUACGGGAGUUAGACCGUGUCAGAGUGGUCAUCAUGUGUAUGCACUCAGCUUUGAUUGGUGGUGAGGCCCAGUACCAGCUUCUAACCUCUGCCUCGAACAUGCGUAUGAUAGACCGUGGCUAUGUUUUCAUCCCCUACGACACCCUCACAUACUCGCUGCCCAAGGGCACAAACCUUCAUGCUCUGACCAAUGACAGCUUGUUGAGAAAAGCCUACGACGGAGUUCUCACCAUCACCAUGGAUUCUGGUGAGAACACUUUCUAUCAGAGCUUCAAAGAUGCUCAGGAGAAAUUUGAGAUUCGCACCAGCAUUCCACCAGAUCAGGUGUCUCCAUUCUUCGGCACCAUCUACAACAUGAUAUAUUACAUGGCCUAUGCAGUGGAAAAGAGUCGCAUGGUCGCUGGGCGCUGGGUGGAUGGGGAGACCAUGCUCCAGAGCGAUGGAGGGGUUGACUUUGAGGGCUUCAACCAGCACAUCUCAUCCGACGAAGAUGGGUUGGGGAUGCUGGCUCGCUACGUGGUCCUGGACUCUGACGGGGGAGACAAACUCUACAUGACACACACUCUGGAGGCCCCCCAUACCCUUGGCAAAUUUGGGGCGGUCAAGUACAAUGGGCGCUCCAUCCACUUUGCUGGCAGUAGCCCCAGCACAGACUCCCGUUGCUGGUUCAGUCCAUACAUCACCUGCAGUUGGGGAUUGGAUGCAGGUACUAUCCUCUUUCUGUUCAUCCUGUUCUGUGGGUUGGUUGGAGGUGGAGCUGCCUUUUAUAUGAAGAGAGGUGGCCGGAUUGGAACCAUCUUUGGAGGAUCAGAGGGAGGAGGAAGGUCCUUAAAAGUAGUCUUGAAUCUGGAUGACCUGAUUUUCAUCAAUACCCAGACCAGCAAAAGGAAGCUGAAUGAAGACAGUAUGAUGAACAGUCAGCUGGACGUGAAGACACCUCGCCACUCAGUGUCGGGACGAAGCUACUUUGGCUCCACCCCUGACAGCUCCAAUGUCGCUGUCUUUGAGGGUGACUGGGUUUGGUUGAAGAGAUGUCCCAAUGGAAACACUGUGUCAAGUGUCAGUGAUAGCACUCAAAGUAUUUUCACCAAGCUCAGGGACAUGCGGAAUGAGAAUCUCAACCUGUUCCUUGGCCUGUUCCACGACUCAGGGAUCUUUGGUAUCGUGACAGAGCACUGUACCAGGGGCAGCUUGGAGGACCUUCUCAACAACGAGGACAUGCGCCUCGACUGGAUGUUCAAGUCCUCCCUGUUGAUGGAUCUGAUCAGGGGAAUGAAGUACCUUCACAACCGUGAUGUCAUCCAUGGGCGCCUGAAGUCCCGAAACUGUGUGGUGGACGGACGCUUCGUGCUGAAGGUGACUGAGUACGGUUUCAAUGAGAUCAUAUCGACCCAGGGGGUCGACUUUGACGAGGGCAAGCCUGAGGAUCACCUGUGGACGGCGCCAGAGCUACUGAGGGACUCCAGUUUGAUGAAGAGAGGAACGUUCCGAGGGGACGUUUACAGUUUUGCCAUCAUCAUGCAGGAGGUCAUCGCCCGCUGUGCUCCCUUCUGCAUGCUGGACAUGCCUCCCAAGGAGAUCAUCAGUAAGUUGAAAUCCCCCCCACCACUGUGUCGGCCCACUGUGUCAGUGGAUGAGGCUCCACUAGAGGUGAUCCAAGUCAUGAAACAGGCCUGGAGCGAGGAGCCAGACAAGAGGCCCACCUUCGAGGAGAUCUUCAAACAGUUCAAGACUAUAACCAAGGGAAAGAAGACCAACAUCAUAGACUCUAUGCUGCGUAUGUUGGAGCAGUACUCCACUAACCUUGAGGACCUGAUCAGGGAGAGGACAGAGGAGCUGGAGGUGGAGAGGAAGAAGACUGAUAACCUGCUGGCCCAGAUGUUGCCCAGGUCUGUGUGCCUGGCCCUGAAGACGGGCAAGCCUGUGAGACCAGAGCACUUCUCUGAGGUCACUCUGUACUUCAGUGACAUUGUGGGCUUCACCACCAUCUCUGCACUCAGCGAGCCCAUUGAGGUGGUAGAUUUACUCAAUGAUCUCUACACACUCUUUGAUGCCAUCAUCGGGCAGCAUGAUGUCUACAAGGUUGAGACCAUCGGAGAUGCCUACAUGGUAGCCUCUGGAGUUCCAAACCGGAACGGUAGACGCCACGCAGCUGAGAUGUCCAAUAUGUCCCUGGACAUCCUCCACUGUAUUGGAACAUUCAAGAUGAGGCACAUGCCUGACGUCAAGGUUAAGAUUCGUAUCGGCCUGCACUCUGGCCCUGUGGUGGCAGGUGUGGUGGGUCUGACGAUGCCUCGGUACUGUCUGUUCGGAGACACUGUCAACACGGCCUCUCGAAUGGAGUCCACAGGGUUGUCUUACAGAAUCCAUGUCAACCAAAGCACAGUCGAUAUCCUGCAUGAACUGAAAAUGGGCUACAAAGUAGACACCAGGGGCAUGACAGAGCUGAAGGGGAAGGGAGUUGAAAACACAUACUGGUUGGCUGGGAGAGCUGGGUUUGACAAGGUUCUGCCCAUACCGCCUGACCUUACUCCAGGGGCAAGUAACCAUGGCAUCAGUUUGGAAGAGAUUCCUCCAGAUAGAAAACAGAAAUUCCUUGACCGGCAGGCGAGGAAUAGGUAGCCUGUAAGAUAGUGUUGCCUAGUCCUCCACCUACCUGUUGGCGUGAAAGACCAGAGAGGUGAAUAGAGCAGGUUGGUUGAGAGGAGAGGAUGGGUUAGGGGUGCAUCUGACAGACAAUCUGUCGCAUCCCCCCAUGUGUCCUGUCAAGAGUGCUGAUCCACAUUGCACAAAUAAGCCAAAGUCGGAGAAACACUGUCUGUCUUCAACACAUUACAUUUGUUGCACAGAGCAAAGAUACGUUUAAAUAAGAGUUUAUUAAAUGUACUGUAGAGCAUAUGUGGGAAACAGGAGGGAUAAAGGGGUAUUAAAAUCAUGUACAAAAAUACACUACAAAAGUAUGUGGACACCCCUUCAAAUUAGUGGAUUUGGCUAUUUCAGCCACACCCGUUGCUGACAGGUGU
Coregonus clupeaformis (lake whitefish) is the source of this 3889-nucleotide messenger RNA. RefSeq names its product retinal guanylyl cyclase 2-like. The record is from RefSeq and is a predicted model, not a curated record. Gene Ontology annotation, biological process: intracellular signal transduction; cGMP biosynthetic process; protein phosphorylation. NCBI's taxonomy places the organism in Eukaryota, Metazoa, Chordata, Actinopteri, Salmoniformes, Salmonidae. Bases 81 to 3488 code for a protein of 1135 amino acids. Gene Ontology annotation, molecular function: protein kinase activity; ATP binding; peptide receptor activity. The transcript has 19 exons.